Aspergillus vadensis CBS 113365 is the source of this 1757-nucleotide messenger RNA. RefSeq names its product cytochrome P450. The transcript is spliced from 2 exons. NCBI's taxonomy places the organism in Eukaryota, Fungi, Ascomycota, Eurotiomycetes, Eurotiales, Aspergillaceae. Gene Ontology annotation, molecular function: oxidoreductase activity, acting on paired donors, with incorporation or reduction of molecular oxygen; monooxygenase activity; heme binding. Bases 168 to 1664 code for a protein of 498 amino acids. The record is from RefSeq and is a predicted model, not a curated record.
AUUUGCCUGGUACGCCAGGCAUUGGGCUUGCGGAGUUGUCCGAAACUUACUUUGUUGCUCAUAUGACAUCUUGUGAAUUUCGCAAAUUUUCAGCUCGGCGUUGAGGAGAAUUACAUCCUUCACUUGUGCAUCAGCUCAAACAUCCAUAUCUUGAAGCACCAGGCAAGAUGGCCGUCUCUGCCGUUACUCUCGCGGCAACCAGCUUUUGCAUCCUACUACUGGCCUACAAGCUGAUUAUAUACCCCGUCUUUCUCUCCCCAUUGUCCAAGAUACCCAAUGCACACUGGUCAGCUCCAAUCUCGCCAGUAUGGAUUAUCUGGAGACGGUAUAGGGCACAGAAUAACCGGACCAUCCAAUCCGCACAUGAAAGACUAGGACCUAUUGUCCGGCUUGCACCAUCGGAAGUCUCCGUCAACUGCGUCGAUGGAGGCAUCAAGUCUAUCUACACGGGUGGGUAUGAGAAACACGAAUGGUACCCUCGUGUCUUUGGCUCUUUUGGAACUGUUAGCAUGUUCACCAUGACAAACAACAAAUCCCACUCCACCCGCAAAAGGAUGCUGUCCAACAUAUACAGCAAGUCAUUCUUGCAGUCCUCGCCCCAUAUCCACCUCAUCUCCGAGACAAUCCUGCUUGAUCGUCUCCUCCCCAUCAUCCAGGAAGCAGCCUCCUCAGGCUCGCCUAUUGAAAUGCACGACCUCGACCAGGGGAUCACAAUGGACUUCGUCUCCGCCUAUCUCUACGGCCUAGCCAACGGGACCAAUUUCCUUCAGGACGAAUCUUUCCGGCGCAAGACCCUUCGCCUUUACCAAAGCAGGAAGCCCUUCGAAUUCUACCACCAAGAAGUCCCCAACCUCGUGUCAUGGGCCAAGCGACUCGGCCUCCGCCUAAUUCCUAAAUGGUGCGACGAAGCCAACGAAGUCCUCGACGCCUGGGGUCUAUCCUUCUGCGACAAAGCAGACGAAUGCCUCGGCUCGACCCAGCUCAACACAGAACCAAUGGUCUACAAGCAACUUAAGCAAAGUAUAUCCAAACAGCUCCCACCAAAAGACACACCAUCCUACCCCAAGCUCAUUGAGCAACAACGCUUCGACAUCGCCUGCGAACUCUACGACCACCUCACAGCCGGCCACGAAACCAGCGCCGUAGCCCUGACCUACCUCUUCUGGGAACUCUCCAAGCACCCGGACCUCCAGUCCUCUCUCCGCAAGGAGCUUCACACCCUAGAACCUAAGAUCCUGUACCCCCGUCCAUCAUCCUCCCGAGACCUCCCCACCCCCAAAUCCAUCGACUCCCUUCCCCUCCUCGACGCUAUCGUAACAGAGACCCUACGCCUACAUGCGCCGAUCCCCGGUAUCCAGCCCCGAGUCACCCCGUCCUCUGGAUGCACGCUAGUCGGGUAUAGCGAUAUCCCCGGCAAUACGCGGGUCAGUGCGCAGGCGUACUCGCUUCAUCGCAACCCGGAGGUCUUCCCGGAGCCGGAGACGUGGCAGCCGAAGCGGUGGCUGAAGGAUUGUAAUUCGUCGGAGGAGUUGGAGGAAAGGAGACGCUGGUUUUGGGCGUUUGGGAGUGGGGGGAGGAUGUGUGUGGGAAGUAAUUUGGCUUUGCAGGGUAUGUAUACCUUUCAUGGAGUGGUUGAUGGAAUGAAGCUGACCAGUUGUUCAUAGAGAUGAAAUUGGUAGUUGCGGCGAUCUAUACCAAUUAUACGACGACUAUAAUCGAUGAUGAGGAUAUUGAGGCUAUUGAUGCGUAUACGGUUA